GUCAAUAAUUUUUUGAUGACAGGGCCCAAGGCGUAUUUGACUUAUUCUACGAGUGUGGCAGUUGGAGCACAAAGUGGAAUUGAAGAAUGUAAAUAUCAGUUUGCUUGGGAAAGAUGGAAUUGCCCAGAACAUACAAUUCAACUAGCUUCUCAAAAAGGACUUAGAAGCGCUACCAGAGAAACAUCAUUUGUACACGCAGUUAGUUCUGCUGGCGUCAUGUAUACCCUGACCAGGAACUGCAGCAUGGGAGAUUUUGAUAACUGUGGCUGUGAUGAAUCCAGAAACGGGAGGGUUGGUGGCAGAGGGUGGGUGUGGGGAGGCUGUAGUGAUAACGUUGAAUUUGGCGAAAGAAUAUCAAAACUCUUUGUCGACGGGCUGGAGACAGGACAAGAUGCCCGAGCACUAAUGAACUUGCAUAACAAUGAAGCAGGGAGACUUGCUGUGAAAUCAACUAUGAAGAGGACCUGUAAAUGCCACGGGGUCUCAGGAAGUUGCAGUGUCCAGACAUGCUGGCUGCAACUUGCUGAUUUUCGAGACAUCGGGAAUCAUUUAAAGGUGAAGCACGAUCAGGCUCUAAAACUGGAGAUGGACAAGAAAAAGAUUAGAUCUGGCAACAGUGCAGACAACAAGGGAGCCAUAGUAGAUAUCUUUGGGUCAAUAGCCAGAACCGAACUUGUCUUCUUAGAAGAUUCUCCAGAUUAUUGUUUGAAAAACACAAGCCUUGGUUUACAAGGGACUGAAGGACGCGAAUGCCUCCAAAGUGGAAAGAACUUAUCGCAGUGGGAAAGGAGAAGUUGCCGAAGACUUUGUAUAGAAUGUGGGCUCCGGGUCGAAGAGAGGAAGAUCGAGACCAUUAGUAGCUGUAACUGCAAGUUCCAUUGGUGUUGCACAGUCAAAUGUGAGCAGUGUAAGCACGUUGUGACAAAGCACUAUUGUGCCAAGCGAGAAAAGCAUUCUGGUAAUUCUCACCCAAAAAGAAAGGUCAGAGGACAAAACAGAUGA
Messenger RNA from Pelobates fuscus (common spadefoot toad), 1002 nucleotides. Its product is annotated as protein Wnt-8. The transcript is spliced from 5 exons. Gene Ontology annotation, cellular component: extracellular region. Bases 16 to 1002 code for a protein of 328 amino acids. Gene Ontology annotation, biological process: cell fate commitment; neuron differentiation; canonical Wnt signaling pathway. The record is from RefSeq and is a predicted model, not a curated record. NCBI's taxonomy places the organism in Eukaryota, Metazoa, Chordata, Amphibia, Anura, Pelobatidae. Gene Ontology annotation, molecular function: cytokine activity; frizzled binding.